CUCUUAUUUAUGUGCUCUGUGAAUGAGUGCGCGCUCCCGGUGUUUCCUGCGCGUGUCCUCUUUCAUUCUUUACGAGCAGCGGCCGAGAGCGGAGAGAAUGCUGGCUACCAGGGCAUUGCGUUUUGUUGGGCAACGCGCCUUGUCAACUUCAGUGUGCCUGCGUGGUGGACAUGGUGUUGCCAAGGUUGAGGACUACUCUCUUCCAGCAUAUUUUGACCGACGGGAGAUUCCCCUCCCUGAGAUCAAAUAUGUCCAGGAGUUGAGCUCAGUACAGCAGUCCCUGAAGGAAAAGGAGAAGGGUUCCUGGACUGCAUUGUCUGUUGAUGAGAAAGUUGCAUUGUACCGCAUCAGCUUCAAGGAGAGCUUUGCUGAAAUGAACAAGGCUACAGGGGAAUGGAAGUCUGUGGUAGCUGGAAUUUUGUUCUUCCUUGGCUUCACUGGUGUUGUUGUGCUGUGGCAGAGGAAAUACGUCUAUGGAGAGCUUCCUCACACCUUUGACCCCGAGUACAAAGAAAAAGAGAUCCAGAGAAUGCUUGACAUGAGGAUCAACCCUAUUGAGGGAUUUUCAGCUAAAUGGGACUAUGAAAACAAGGCCUGGAAGAAAUAAGUUCAUGUUCAUCUCAGUCUUUGGACCAUGUUACGCAAAAUCUUGCAAAGCAGGCAACAUGGAAGUCAGAAGAAAUGUCUGUAUUUAUGUUUUGUCUGCAGUACCUCAGUGAAUGCGAUUUGGAAGACCACUUCCUCUUAAGGUUAUUGUUUAAAAUAUACAAAAUAAAAUUCCAGUGUCUACCAUGCCA
Messenger RNA from Astyanax mexicanus (Mexican tetra), 797 nucleotides. RefSeq names its product cytochrome c oxidase subunit 4 isoform 1, mitochondrial (gene cox4i1). Gene Ontology annotation, biological process: mitochondrial electron transport, cytochrome c to oxygen. Bases 23 to 607 code for a protein of 194 amino acids. The record is from RefSeq and is a predicted model, not a curated record. The transcript has 5 exons. NCBI's taxonomy places the organism in Eukaryota, Metazoa, Chordata, Actinopteri, Characiformes, Acestrorhamphidae.